CGCUCUUCCUCUUGGACACAGGGAAGAAGCCUUUAUAUAUAGAUGAGCUAUGCUCUGGUACCCGGUCAUCUGAAAUACAACAAGCCCAAACAUCGAGAGGGAGGCAGAUCCUCUCUCGCCACCUUCUAGCAUUUGUCAUAUCCUGUUAAUAUCCAUCAAUGGGGAGGCCUCCUUGUUGCGACGAGAAGGGCCUCAAGAAAGGCCCCUGGACACCUGAGGAAGAUCAUAAGCUCAUGAACUAUAUCCAAAAGCAUGGCCAUGGAAGUUGGAGGGCACUACCUGAACUAGCUGGCCUGAACAGAUGUGGCAAGAGCUGUAGGUUAAGAUGGACAAACUACCUCAGGCCAGACAUCAAGAGAGGAAAGUUCUCCAAAGACGAAGAGCAAACCAUCCUCCAGCUCCAUUCCAUCCUGGGCAACAAGUGGUCAGCAAUUGCGAAAAACCUCCCUGGACGGACAGAUAACGAGAUCAAGAACUUCUGGAACACCCACCUCAGGAAGAAGCUCAUUCAGAUGGGUAUCGACCCAAUGACCCACCGCCCAAGAACAGACUUCUUUGCAGCGCUUCCACAACUAAUCGCGCUUGCCAAUCUCCACCAGCUCAUUGAGCAGCAACAAUGGGACGGCCACACUACAAUGUCACAGACUGAGGCAGUCCAGGCUGCCAAUCACCAGUACAUGCAGACAAUGUUUCAGACUGCAGCGUCCAUUACACCCAACCCCACCACAAUUAGUAGCCUCACAGCUGACCUAGAGCAGAUCAGCCACCUUAACCCUCAGCAUAUGCUUUCUUCAACUCUUCUUGAGAGUACUGGCGGAGAAGGCGUAGCCAGGCAGGUGCCGCACAACCAAAUGCCACACACUUUCUUUGAACAACCAGUUAGCAAUAUCAACCUGAGUUCAGAUAACAAUGUGAGCAGCAGUGAGCAGUGCCAUGUUGAGGGAGGAAGCAGUAGCCGGAAAAGUAUGUUGCCAUCUGACAACUCACUACCACCACUCACGGACAUGUCGGCCUCCAAACCUUGCUAUGCUAUCAGCACCACAAAAUGCGGUGCCAGCAGUACACUAUCACCUAGUUGGUCAGAGAUACUUCUUGAUGAAGAGCUCAUGAGAGAAUUUGAAUGAAUUCCUGAGCUUCAGUUGUACACUACCCUUUGGCUUGUACCUUUAAGAUUUUAGGCCUAAAUAGAUCUGUGCAUUUGUUGAUUCGUAAAGAAUUCGAUGCAUGAGUCUACACAUGUAUACUUGUAAAUAUAAAGUACAUGUAAAAGUUACUCCGACAUGCUUUGGCUUAA
Messenger RNA from Panicum hallii, 1294 nucleotides. RefSeq names its product transcription factor MYB93-like. The coding region runs from base 159 to 1124 and encodes 321 amino acids. The transcript has 3 exons. The record is from RefSeq and is a predicted model, not a curated record. NCBI's taxonomy places the organism in Eukaryota, Viridiplantae, Streptophyta, Magnoliopsida, Poales, Poaceae.